Messenger RNA from Eremothecium sinecaudum, 2094 nucleotides. RefSeq names its product adenyl-nucleotide exchange factor SSE2 (gene SSE2). Gene Ontology annotation, molecular function: ATP binding; ATP-dependent protein folding chaperone. Gene Ontology annotation, cellular component: cytosol; nucleus. Gene Ontology annotation, biological process: protein folding. The record is from RefSeq and is a predicted model, not a curated record. Lineage: Eukaryota; Fungi; Ascomycota; Saccharomycetes; Saccharomycetales; Saccharomycetaceae. The coding region runs from base 1 to 2094 and encodes 697 amino acids. The transcript has a single exon.
AUGAGUAUACCAUUUGGUUUGGAUUUUGGUAAUAACAACUCAGUUUUAGCUGUAGCUAGAAACAGAGGUAUUGAUGUUGUAGUCAAUGAAGUCUCGAACCGUGCUACACCAUCUUUGGUUGGUUUCGGUCAAAAGAAUAGAUUCUUAGGUGAAGCUGGUAAAAAUAAGCAAACUUCAAACAUCAAGAAUACUGUUGAUAACUUAAAGAGAGUUAUUGGUAUGGAUUACACUGAUGCGGACUUUGAACAUGAGUCCAAGUUCUUCUAUUCCCAGUUGGUAAAGAUGGAUGAUAAUAAGGUUGGUGUCAAGGUUAGAUUUGCUGGUGAGGAAAAAGUGUUUUCUACUAUCCAAUUGGCUGCUAUGUACAUUAAUAAAGUGAAGAACACUGCCAUUGAGGAAACUAAGGGUAAAAUUACUGAUGUGGUGCUUGCUGUGCCAGUCUGGUAUACUGAAGAGCAAAGAUAUGCAGCAGCAGAUGCAGCCAGGAUUGCUGGAUUGAACCCUGUUAGAAUUAUCAAUGAUGUUACUGCAGCAGCGGUUUCUUACGGUGUUUUCAAGAAUGAUUUGCCAGAAGGCGAUGAGAAGCCAAGAGUUGUUGCAUUCGUUGACAUCGGUCACUCUUCCUACACAUGUACUAUUGCAGCAUUUAAGAAAGGUGAACUAAAGGUCUUGGGUACUGCGUACGACAAGCACUUUGGUGGUAGAGAGUUCGAUCGUGCUAUUACGGAGCACUUUGCUGAUGAGUUCAAGACCAAGUAUAAGAUCGACAUCAGAUCUAACCCUAAGGCUUACAACAGAGUUCUAACUGCAGCAGAAAAGCUAAAGAAGGUUUUGUCUGCUAACUCUACCGCCCCAUUCAACAUUGAGUCUGUGAUGAACGAUGUUGAUGUCUCAUCUCAAUUGACUCGUGAAGAGUUGGAGAAGCUUGUUGCACCUCUAUUGGAGCGUGUUACCGAGCCUGUCACAAAGGCUAUGGCUGCAGCCAAGUUGACUCCAGAGGGUGUUGACUUUGUGGAAAUCAUUGGUGGUACUACUCGUAUCCCAUCUUUGAAGAACGCUAUUUCUGAGGCUUUCGGUAAGCCAUUAUCAACCACUUUGAACCAAGAUGAGGCAAUUGCUAAGGGUGCAGCUUUCAUUUGUGCCAUCCACUCUCCAACCUUGAGAGUCAGGCCAUUUAAGUUCGAGGACAUCCACCCAUACUCUGUUUCCUACCACUGGGACAAGCAAGAGGAAGAUGAGGACCACCUUGAAGUUUUCCCAGCUGGCUCCACCUACCCAUCCACUAAGUUGAUUACUUUGUACCGUACUGGUGACUUCUCCAUGCAGGCCAAAUACACCACUACUGAAGGUCUUCCAGCUGGUGUUGCUCAAAAGAUUGCUUCUUGGGAUAUCUCUGGUGUUAAGAUUCCAGAAGGUGAAAGCUCUGUUGUCGUUAAGCUAAAGUUGAGAUGUGACCCAUCCGGUUUCCAUACUAUCGAGGACGCCUACACUGUUGAGGACAUUAAGGUCAAAGAAGCACUCCCAUUACCAGCUGAUGCUCCAGAAGAUGCUGAGCCUGAAUAUAAGGAAGUCACCAAAACUGUCAAGAAGGACACAUUGCGCAUCAAGGCCCACACUUUCGCUUUGGAAGAGGCAAAACUGAACGAGCUCAUUGAAACUGAGAAUGAAUUGUUUGCUCAAGACAAGCUUGUUGCAGAAACUGAGGACCGUAAGAACGCUCUUGAAGAAUACAUUUACACUUUGCGUGGUAAGUUGGACGAAGAAUACGCUUCUUUCGCUUCUGAUGAAGAAAAGGACAAAUUGAGGGGUAUGCUAACCAAGGCUGAAGACUGGUUGUACGAUGAGGGUUAUGACUCCACCAAGGCCAAGUACAUUGCGAAAUAUGAAGAGUUGGCCGCUAUAGGUAAUGUCAUCAAGGGCAGAUACCAAGCUAAGGAAGAAGAAAAGAGACAAGCUCUAAGAGCCAAGCAGGAAGCUGCCCAAAUGGCUGAAAUGGCUGAAAAACUAGCUGCUGAAAGAGCUGCCGCUGAAAAACAAAAGGAAACUGAUCAGCAACAAAAGGUUGACGCCGAAGGUGAUGUGGAUUUGGAUUAA